Messenger RNA from Pelmatolapia mariae (spotted tilapia), 1826 nucleotides. RefSeq lists its product as uncharacterized. The record is from RefSeq and is a predicted model, not a curated record. Gene Ontology annotation, cellular component: membrane. The transcript is spliced from 4 exons. Gene Ontology annotation, molecular function: tumor necrosis factor receptor binding. Gene Ontology annotation, biological process: immune response. NCBI's taxonomy places the organism in Eukaryota, Metazoa, Chordata, Actinopteri, Cichliformes, Cichlidae. The coding region runs from base 81 to 818 and encodes 245 amino acids.
UUUAGCUGCUAUAAGAGUGUGUGCAUGUAUCAGUCAGAAGCAGCUUUAUUCCUAGACCAGUCUCUCUUGUUGAAGACAUUAUGGGACAGAAAGUGAUGGGACCCACCCUACCUGCUGGGGCUGCCUGUGGGGAUGCUUUGAUAAACGUGAGCUCAGACGAGUCUGUGCUGAUCCUCAUCAAUCACUGCCGGGACAUGAAGAGGCAGGAGGCGAGGCUCCGGCUAAUCACUCUGCUCCUUCUGCUCGGCUGUACUGCACUGUUUGUUUACAGCACGUGUGCUAAUUUAGGGCAGCAUGGAAAAUCUGGAUCCAGCAGAGACGGGAGUGCAGAAGACCAAACUCCAGCCUACUCAAAGCAAGAGAGAGGGUGCCCUGAAGUUCCACAUGCAGAAACUGUUCAAAGGCAAGUGGAAACACAGAAAAUUCAUCUCCAGUCUACAGGCAAGACUAAUGGAUCUUACAUCACGUGGGCUCCUAUACUGGGAAACAUGAACUACAACAAAGAGAAGAAUGCCAUUGUGAUUCCCACGACUGGUAUCUACUUCAUCUACCUGAGGUUUACUUUAAGCUGUGAUGAUGAUGUGGAAGAUGCAGAAUUCCAGAAAUUCCAUAUACAGCUGCACCGUUGGAGUGAAGCAUACGGUAAAGUCACUACAGAACAGGAUGCCUGGGAGAGUGUCAAGUGUCAGGCAAAAGACUACCAGACCUUGUUUGUGGGGCAGCUUUUUGACCGGUUAGAUGGAGAAUUUUUGAGCGUGAAAGUCAUAGAUGGCUACAACCUGAUCAAGACAUCCUUUUUUGGCGCUUUUCUCCAAUAAUUAUUGUACGUGAUCAUGGUCUCAUUCUUAAUGCAUUUACUUUUUAAGUUAAUAUAACUUGGUGUUCUAUAGGGUUAGGGUUGUGUUUGGUUUGGUUUUAGCCACAUGCAAAAUAGGCUAAUUUCCAGAAACAAGACAAAUUUGCCUUUCAGAUGUAUUAUCAUAUAUUCAAUGAGGCCCCGUAAUUUGAAGGGCAUGUUAAUUGCAUCCUAACCCUAGAUGGGUCACUGGUAACCUGGUGAAUGUUAAGGUUAAAAUUUAAACAGUUGUAUGCUUUAUAUUUUUAAUCCUGGAACUUAAAGUGCCCUUAUGCAAGCCCCUCAGUUUCUCCUGAACCAUCCAGUUUGCGGUUUCAGUGUUUCUUUGUGGUUCAAGAGGCAGGUGCUCCACAUAAGGGUAAUUUCAUUUCAUCAGCUUUAAAGACUGAGCAUACAAAAUGUGUGUGUGUGGUUCUUGUUUUAAAUUUGCACUGAAAAAUGGUUUAAAAUAUUUAAAGAGAAUUAAUUUCUAUUACAUUAAAUGCAGACAUAUACCAAUAUUUUUGAGAUAUUUAAUGAAACCAUAUCCUCUGCUGUUAAAAUUGAAGACCAUUAUUUAUUUUCAGAUUACCCACUCAUUUAUCAAUCUUACAUGUUUAUCCUGUUCCAGUUUGUUAUCCCAGUUUGUUAUCCCAGAGCUAUCUUAGCAUGAGAUGCUACUGUUGUUUAGUUAUUUUGUUAGCCUAGCACCAGCCUUUCAAAUAAACCUCUUAGAUUUUUCGUACAUGCCUAAUAACUUUUGUAAGUCUUUGUGUGUGUGUGUGUGUGUGUGUGUGUGUGUGUGUGUGUGUGUGUGUGUGUGUGUGUGUGUGUGUGUGUGUGUGUGUGUGUGUUCAAAAGCCUAACAGAAAUGUGUUAAUGUUUAAAGAAACCACCACACCAGAUAUGAACAGACAGGUUUUUGUAUUGCUUGUACUCAGGGACGCUUUGGGAAAAAAAUGAAACUAUACUAAUAAAAGCACAAAACUUA